Molecule: messenger RNA, 222 nt
Organism: Knipowitschia caucasica
Lineage: Eukaryota; Metazoa; Chordata; Actinopteri; Gobiiformes; Gobiidae
Source: the annotation of a GenBank genome assembly
AUGAAGGAGCUCGGAGAAGGAGGUAGGAGGAAGAGCUCGGAGGAAGAGCUCGGAGAAGGAGCUAUAGGAGGAAGGGCUCGGAGGAGGAGCUAUAGGAGGAAGAGCUCGGAGGAAAAGGAGGAAGAGCUCGGAGAAGGAGCUAUAGGAGGAAGAGCUCGGAGGAAGAGGAGGAAGAGCUCGGAGAAGGAGGUCUGGCUGAGGCCCCUCCCUCUCCUCUGGUAA